AUGGUCCUGGCUGGACCAGCCGCUUUAAUUCAGCAAAACCCCGAUGAAGCUUGUCUUGGUCAUCUGGCUUUCAAGCCAGAAACCGACUCGAUAUCGAUGGUGACACUCGUCCUCUUCGUCGUCUCCAAUUUCCCUUUGAGCGAUCCCAGCGGAACUCUCAUCCGUUACCCCACACCACUGUUGAGCUCGGCUAUCUCCUUCAAGAAAUCAGAUUUCCAUCUGCCAUCUCUGGAGCUUGAUUCCAAGGGAUCAACGUUCAGGCAUUCGGAUCAACUUUCGACCCCGUCGACAAAGUUCUCAAGGGCACCAAGAGCAACAAGUCGAAGACUGAUCAAUGUCGAGGACAUUGUCCUUGUGGAUUCCUGCACCUCAGGUUCUGGGAAACCAUGA
Messenger RNA from Puccinia graminis f. sp. tritici CRL 75-36-700-3, 390 nucleotides. RefSeq lists its product as uncharacterized. The coding region runs from base 1 to 390 and encodes 129 amino acids. NCBI's taxonomy places the organism in Eukaryota, Fungi, Basidiomycota, Pucciniomycetes, Pucciniales, Pucciniaceae. The record is from RefSeq and is a predicted model, not a curated record. The transcript has 2 exons.